AUGUCCGAUCACGAGCACCUCGUCUCUCUCGUGCGCCGCAUGAUCCCACCCCUCUCCCCCAAGCUGCACAAGGGGCAGGCAGGCCGCAUCGGCGUCCUAGGCGGCUCGGGCGACUACUCUGGGGCGCCCUUCUUCGCCGCAAUGGGCGCGAUGCGUUUCGGUGCGGAUUUAGCUCACGUAAUCUGCGAGCCGGCAGCCGGUGCCGUGAUCAAAACGUAUGCACCCGACUUAAUUGUCCACACUUCGCUAGACGGAUCGCUCCCCAACGCGUCCGUGAUUGCGCAAACCGAGCUCGCCAGCCUGAUGGAACGGCUACAUGUUCUCGUCAUCGGACCUGGACUAGGCCGGAGCGCAUUCAUGCAGUCGUGCGCAAGGACCGCGCUCCAACUGGCAAAGGAGAGGGAUAUAGGCUUAGUCGUAGAUGCUGAUGGGCUGUGGUUGCUCAAUUCCGAGCCGGGUCUUAUUCGCGAUUGGCCUGGAGCGAAACGGGUGGUGUUGACGCCGAACAUUAUGGAGUUUAGGCGUCUGUGCGAGGCCACGGGAGUGCACUCGGAUAGUUGCGCCGACCUGGCGCGCGCGCUUGGCGGCGUCACUGUGCUCCAGAAGGGCGGGGUUGAUGCCAUCUCGGACGGAUCGCCCACUUCGCUUGGAGGAGACACGCUGACUGUCUCGGUCCAGGGCGGACUUAAGCGUGUUGGCGGACAAGGCGAUAUCCUCUCGGGCACUACUGCUGCGCUUCUGGCUUGGGGCCGGGAAUGGGCGCGCGGUGCUUAUGCACAUGUCGGACAUGCGCCGGGUGGGGAGGAGGAGGAUAAGGUGGUGUCAGAGCACGUCGCCCUUCUGGCCGCGUACGGGGCUAGUGCGUUCAACCGUACUGUCUCUCGCACGGGAUGGGAGAGGAAGAAACGGUCGAUGGUAACGCACGAUCUCCUCGACAUUGUGGGCGAAGUGUACGAGGACAUGUUUGGACAGUACCAGGAGGCAGAGGGCAAGGGCAAGUUGUAG
This is a messenger RNA of Cutaneotrichosporon cavernicola, 1005 nucleotides long. RefSeq lists its product as uncharacterized. Gene Ontology annotation, molecular function: ATP-dependent NAD(P)H-hydrate dehydratase activity. The coding region runs from base 1 to 1005 and encodes 334 amino acids. Gene Ontology annotation, biological process: metabolite repair. The transcript is spliced from 4 exons. Lineage: Eukaryota; Fungi; Basidiomycota; Tremellomycetes; Trichosporonales; Trichosporonaceae. The record is from RefSeq and is a predicted model, not a curated record.